Messenger RNA from Anoplopoma fimbria (sablefish), 408 nucleotides. Its product is annotated as corticoliberin-like. Gene Ontology annotation, cellular component: extracellular region. Gene Ontology annotation, molecular function: hormone activity. The record is from RefSeq and is a predicted model, not a curated record. Lineage: Eukaryota; Metazoa; Chordata; Actinopteri; Perciformes; Anoplopomatidae. The transcript has a single exon. The coding region runs from base 1 to 408 and encodes 135 amino acids.
AUGAAGAUGAAGGUGUUGUUGUGGGUCGUGGUUCUGCUCGGCGUCGUCCUCCCCCGCUCUGCUGACUGUCGACCCGUUGACUCCCCCGCCGGCCGCCGCCUGCUCCUCCCCCAACCGCUGCUGCUCCACCUGGGGGAGGAGUUCUCCCUCCGAGUGGGAGGAGGUGGAGGAUCCUCCUCUGCUCCGGGCCUCCUCUCCUCCUCAUCUUCGGCGGUGAACCGGGCUCAGGCUCAGGAGGUGGAGGAGCAGGAGGAGGCCGUGGAGAAGGGGAGGAGGUCAGAGGAGCCUCCCAUUUCUCUGGAUCUGACCUUCCACCUGCUCAGAGGAGUUCUGGAGAUGGCCCGGGCCGAGCAGAUCGCCCAGCAGGCCGACAGCAACCGCAAGAUGAUGGACGCCUUCGGGAAGUGA